ACUUUCUUUCCGCACUUUCUGAAGUCCAAACACAGAUUGAGUCUCGGUGAGCUCCCGAAUCAAGUAAGGCUUACAUUCCGUCUAAUUCCGAGAAAAUGACACGCAGGCAUUAGAUAGGCUUCUGUUUAGAAUAGAAGAACAUGGUGGCAGAUUUGUUAACACGGGUGAGGUGCUUAGUUUUCGACGAAACGGAAAUCCCACGAUCGGCAAUAUAGGCGUAAUUCAGGAAUGUGCUUUCAAUGAUGUGGCAAAUCAUGUGGCAUUUGUGGAUGUGGAUGGUAUAUCUGUUGCUCCUUUUCUGUGACCUCUCCUAUUGCUGUGGAAGUGCAGAAUACUUCAUUAAUGGAGAGUGCUGUCCGAUGUGCUCACCUGGGGAGCAUGUUUAUAGGCACUGCACAGAAUACACAAGCACCUCCUGUAAACCGUGCACUGCUGGAUCAUUCAUGGCGGUGCCCAACGGUCUUCUUUAUUGUAUCACUUGUGCAGUCUGUGACCCAGGUCUUGGUUUAAAGACAGCCAGGGAGUGCAGUCGCACCUCUGAUGCAAUGUGUGGGACUCUGGAUCAGCACUACUGCACUGAGGCAGAUAAGAAGGGCUGCAGAUUAGCACAGAGACACACUAUCUGCAGGCCUGGGACAUUAAUCAAACGCAAUGGAACAAUAUUGACCAAUACCGAAUGCGAAGAAUGUCGUGACAAAACAUUUUCAAAUGAAUCUUCUUUGCCAUUCUGCAAACCACACACAGAUUGCCAAUCCUUGGGACUUCAGGAAAUUACAGCUGGAACAGACACAUCAGACAGUGUAUGUGGACCAAGAAAUGAUCUUGUUGCUGUGGUUGUGCCUGUGGUGCUUGUGCUUGUAGCAGGACUAUCAGCUGUCAUAGGAAUUUUCAUUUCAAGAAAGAGAAAGAAGGGAAAACAAAAUGGAGGGAUAGAACAGCCACAGGAUGAAGAGAGGAGAAUGAAGAACACGUGUUGCAGGGCAGGCAGGAGCUCAUCCCAGCAUGCAGGCGAGAGACAGGAAUGCAUCCUGGACAGGUUACCAGUCCAUUGCAGAGCACCUAAGAUUCACGCCUCCACUGAUUCCUUUAGGAAAAUUAACCUAAUAUGCAUGUCCAUUCGCUAUGGGAGGAAACCAAUAUAUCCGGAGGAAACCCAAAUGGAGGAAACAUAUAAACAUACUCCAGAAAGAAAGAUUUGAGCUGGGUUUUGAACCUGUGACCUUGCUGUGCCGUCUGAAAUCCAUAACAUACAAUCAACAUUUGAGCUCUUAACUCCAGCAAAUCAGAAUAUUAUACUGAACUUACUAACUGGAGGAGAAGCAAUCAACACAAUUGCUAGUCAAUGGAAUCUUGAAGAAAAUUGAAGGCCAAUUUCCCCAGCAACUGUGGCAUUUUCACAUCGUCUCUAUGGUGAAAUUUGCAUUCAUUUAACCGAUGAAACCUGAAAGCAUUACAAGUUCAUGUCUUUGUUUCUCAGCAUUACAUGUUUAUGUCUUUGUUUCUCAGCAUUACAAGUUGAUGUCUUUGUUUCUCGGCAUUACAAGUUUAUGUCUGUUUCUCAGCAACAUUUAUGUCUUUGUUUCUCUCCCUCUCUACGUGCACCUGGCGGUCGAGCUGCACGUUCACGCCUGUUUUCCGUUCUGGUUCCUCAGUGGUGGAAUGACUUACCUACCACUGUCAGAACAGCAGAAUCCCUCCCCCUAUUUCGACGCAGACUCAAAACCCACCUUUUCAAACUCUACCUUAGUCCUCCCUCCUGAUUUCCCCUGCCCCUCCUUUCUGAUAUCCCUAGCCUUGUCUAACCCCCCCCCCCCCCCCCCCAAAUAAAAAAAUUAAAAAAAUUAAAAAUUGCACUUAUGAUGACAACUAUGUUUAGAACAGCAUUUCAUGUGUAUUUUGCUUGUUCUGGAUGUGAUGCUUUGACUUAUGGUAGAACCUAUGCACUUGUAAGUCGCUUUGGAUUAAAAGCGUCUGCCAAAUGACAAAUGUAAAUGUAAAUGUCAGCAUUUCAAGUUUAUGUCUUUGUUUCUCACUGCAGCACUGCCUUUUUUCAGUCAAAUUUUGAAUUACAUGAAUAAUCAUUAAUAAGAACUGUAUCAUUCACAUGAUCAAAUAUUUAUAUUUUAUAUGUAACUUUUAUACUGAGAACUGUAAGGGUAAUUUUCUUAAUUGAUUCUUCAUUGACAAUGUGUGUGUCAACAUAAAGACAAUCACGUGAUUACAACAAAUUAUAACCUUUUAGUGAUAAUCCUUAUUACUAUUAGACCACUUUCUGAAUGAAGUGCUUACUAGGAGUCUUUCUCUGUCUCUGUCCCAGCAGACAGACAGCCUUUCACCUUAAUGUCUCUGCUUCUCAGCCUAGCACAUUCUGGUCUUACAGCAAGGUCAACAAGGGGUAUUCAGAAGACAAAAUACUGAUAAAUGUUCAUGGCCAGCUUCUUGUCUUUUUGUUUUGGUAAAGCCCCCCCUUCUGGAAAAGUGUGUAUAAGAGUCUUACUGUCAUUUCUUUGCAAAUGAAUACGAAAGUUAAACUCAAGUACAGCUAUCGUUGUUUUACUGGGAUCUCUUUCAUCAGAUGAUGCUCACCUGUGAAAUGUUAAAAAUGGCAUUUUUCCCUUACCGAACUAAGUGUAAUUAAUAUGAUUUUUUAUUUUAUUUGAUACAUGCAUAUUUCUGUCUGCAAAUGGUAUCACGUAUUUUGUGAAGCGAAACUUCUUUUUGUGCAGGUAGCAGUUGAAAUUGUACUUCCCUCUAGGGUCUUUCAGUACAGUUAUCCCUGGUUAUGGAUAUGCACUUUGCUCUUGUUGUAUGUCGCUCUGGAUAAGAGCGUCUGCCAACUGCCUUUAAUGUAAUGUAAUGUAAUGGAAUGUUAUUGUCACCUUGCAAUACCAGCCUGAUUGCUUGAUAUGCAAAAUUACAAAACUACCUAAUACUACUAUGUAUCAACAGAAAGAAUAUAAAACUAGAUGUGAA
Messenger RNA from Conger conger (European conger), 2973 nucleotides. RefSeq names its product tumor necrosis factor receptor superfamily member 14-like. The transcript has 10 exons. NCBI's taxonomy places the organism in Eukaryota, Metazoa, Chordata, Actinopteri, Anguilliformes, Congridae. Bases 240 to 1199 code for a protein of 319 amino acids. The record is from RefSeq and is a predicted model, not a curated record. Gene Ontology annotation, cellular component: external side of plasma membrane. Gene Ontology annotation, molecular function: protein binding. Gene Ontology annotation, biological process: negative regulation of alpha-beta T cell proliferation; defense response to Gram-negative bacterium; defense response to Gram-positive bacterium.